GCCAGGCCCGGCUGGAUGGGGAACCAUAGGGAAGGAGUCCCGGCCAGGAGGCGUUUCCCGGCCCCACGCUGGCGCCGGGCCAGGCUCCCAAAUGAGACGCCUCGCACCGCGGAGCUCCCACUCACUCACACCUCCCGGUAUAAAACCCCGGCCCGCAUCAGCCCGCGCACACCCGGGCCAGCCCGAGCUGCAGCUCCCCCGGACCCCACCGCAGAGGAGAGACCCCCAGAGACCCCCAGAGACCCCCGAGGAGCCGCCAGCAGCAGGAUGGGCCAGUGCAACUGCCGCAAGAAGCGCAAGGACGGCCAGGAGCUGACGGACGUGGAGCGCGCCAUCGAGACGGUGAUCAGCCAGUUCCACUGCUACGCCGUGAAGGGCCAGAAGGAAUACCUGACCCCCAACGAGAUGCAGGAGCUGGUGGUGCAGAAGCUGCCGCACCUGGGCAAGUGCGUGGGACCCCUGGAGGAGAAGAUCGAGUGCAUGGGCGACCCGAAUGAAGCCAAGCUGGAGUUCGGGGAGUACUGGGACAUGAUGGGGGACGCGGCCAAGGGCUGCCGGAGGAAGUAGAGGGGCGCUGGGGGGGACGGGACGGCGCCCGAGCCUCGGGCUCUGCUGCUGCUGCAAGCGCCGGGGGUCAAAAGGCGACGUGGGGAGGAGAAUCCCCCUCCCCGGCUGCAUCCUCACCCUCCUCGGUUCCCCUUCCCGUCAGGAACGGCCCCUCCCGCCGCAGCUCGGGGGGUCCUGACCCCCCUGGAACCCUCCGGAGCAUCGCAGCCAGAGGGGCUCAGCUCCUCUCCCCAUCCCACCUGAAUUUUGGGGGGUUUCCUCCAUCCCUGUCACCCCCCGGAGCAUCACAACCAGAAGGGCUCAGCUCUUUUCCCCCCAUCCCACCUGAAUUUUUUGGGGGGUUUUUCCCCCUGGCCCCC
This is a messenger RNA of Ficedula albicollis (Collared flycatcher), 926 nucleotides long. Its product is annotated as protein S100-A14. Gene Ontology annotation, biological process: positive regulation of monocyte chemotaxis; positive regulation of granulocyte chemotaxis; response to lipopolysaccharide. The transcript is spliced from 4 exons. Bases 16 to 567 code for a protein of 183 amino acids. Gene Ontology annotation, molecular function: chemokine receptor binding. Gene Ontology annotation, cellular component: perinuclear region of cytoplasm. Lineage: Eukaryota; Metazoa; Chordata; Aves; Passeriformes; Muscicapidae. The record is from RefSeq and is a predicted model, not a curated record.